Messenger RNA from Trematomus bernacchii (emerald rockcod), 1618 nucleotides. RefSeq names its product putative protein TPRXL. The coding region runs from base 99 to 1193 and encodes 364 amino acids. Lineage: Eukaryota; Metazoa; Chordata; Actinopteri; Perciformes; Nototheniidae. The transcript has 5 exons. The record is from RefSeq and is a predicted model, not a curated record.
GAUUCAUCUGCUUCAUAAUCAGUUCAGUGUGCCAAAUACCUUUUCGGCUCUCUGACAGCUAACUUCAGCCCAUUGCUUUGUCACAGGUUUCUAUUAAGAUGAGGAAUCUUCUUGUGGGGGUUUUUCUCGGACUUCUUGCUGUUGUCCACUCAACACCUGUCCAUACUACGACCCAGAUCACAGCUGAAAAUGAAGUUAUCAGAGAGGCUUUGACGGACGGAUACCUCGUCGAACAGUCUUUACUCCCAACAUUGACAACUGAAUCGCCCAAAAGAAACACUUCCGUUCAGCAGAUAACUGACACCACUCAGGAAAGUGCUAAAGGGGAGUCCAUGGAUCACAUAUCUACAUCCACCAUCUUGCCAGAGGACACUCAAGACAACAUUUCAGAUUCAACCACUACCCCAAACCCUCAGCUUAGCUUUACCUCUUCAGAAGAGCCAAAUGAAGCCAAGUCAGGCGUCACGGCCACCCACAUCACAGUCCCUCAAACUACUGACCUUACGACUGCCUUCGACAUUGCCUUCCGGUCCACCCUGAGUUCUGAAUCAGGCUCUGGAGAUGGAGAUGGAGAGAUGUUUACCCAGUACCCGACUACAACCUCCAGUAUGACGUUAGGCUCUGGAGAUGGAGAUGGAGAGAUGUUUACCCAGUACCCUACUACAACCUCCAGUAUGACCUCAGGCUCUGGAGAUGGAGAUGGAGAGAUGUUUACCCAGGACCUUACUACAACCAGUUCACCAUCAACCUCCAUGGCUGAUUUUAUCCCACCAGGAAUGUUUGCAGAAAGCGAAGGAUCAAGUGAAGGAUCAGGAUCAGAUAUUGAGAACAGCAGUAUAGUGCCAAUCAAUGAGACACCUUCGAAGCAAGAACCUUUGAUAAAUAAAGAAAAUAGUCAGAAACUGGGCGAUCCUGACACUACUAACACAGUACACAGCACACCAGGUUGGAUCAUCAUCGUCGGUUUUAUUGUGGGCCUUGCAGCAUUGAUAGUGCUAUUUGUUGCCAUCGCUACCAGAGACAAGUGGAAUGCACCAAGCCAGGCAUCCAAGACCAAGAGUAGCUCCUCCAACCAGCAGAGGGAGAUAGAGAUGGAUACGUUCCUGCACAAAGACAAUCCCAGGGAGAAUGGAACGGCGGGAGAGUACACGGUCAUCCCCCUGGAGGAGCUUCCAGGACCUUCCUCACACUGAGGUUCAGACACAGACUCUCCGGAGGCUUCAGACUCAUCACAGAAACACAAGUCAGAGUUUGAAACAGAACGCUUUGAUCAGAGCAACAAAAGGGUCGGGGCUGUGGAGCACAAACGGUUCCUGUGAACUUCUCAGCUCUGAUCCUAGUCUGAACAUGAUGUGGCUUUUCCUGUCAACUUUCAUAAACUCUCAUUUACUUUUAAACUACAGCAAUAUUCAUGUUUAUGCUUUUAUUGCCAUUGUAUUAUCCAGAAAGAAAUACUGUUAGAUGUUUUAUUGUUUGUUUUUUGUAUGUUUUUUUAACUGGCAAUGAUUCUGUGAAAAUCUCUUUUUUGCAAUAACAUUAUUGGUGUUGUGGAUUGUAACUUAUUUUAAGCUGUUGUGUUGUUUCCCCAACCUUUAUUAAAAAACCUCUGAUUCCUGAA